AUGGUAGUGCCUAGGAAAAUCACACUGAAGGAAGCGAGAGCUCUAGAUUUUAUGUUCCAACCAAGGGGUGGAAUCAAUGCCAUCACUUUGAGGUCUGGCACUACACCGCAAGAGAGGAGUCCCAAGGAGCAAAGCUCAAAAGAAGAUAUUCAAGUUGAAGAUAUUGUUGAGCUAGAAGAUAUAGAAGAAGAGGAAGAAGUACAAGGUACAGUUGCAGAAGAAGUAGCUCAACCAAAGAAUGGAGUACCUAAGGAAGAUGAUGUUAUGAGAGAAGCAAUUCCCAUCCCUUUUCCAUACCUUGCUAGGAGGACAAAGAAGCAAAUGGAGCUAGACCCCAAAAUGGUAGAAAUCUUCAAAAAGGUUGAGGUAACUAUUUCCCUUUUUGAUGCUAUUCAACAAGUACCUAAAUAUGCUAAGUUUCUAAAAAAUUUGUGCAUGCAUAAGGAUAAAAUCAAUGAUCUAGAAACUAUUCCUUUAGGUAGCUCUAUUUCUGCUUUAAUGGGUGCUUUACCAAAAAAAUGUGGAGAUCUCGGUCCAUGCAUGGUUACUUGUAUAAUAGGGGGUGUACAAUUUUUUGACUGCAUGUGUGAUUUAGGUGCAUGUGUGAGUAUUAUGCCAUUAUCUAUAUAUGAUGCUUUGAAGCUCCCUCCCUUAAAAAGGUCGGCAGCACGUUUUGUUUUGGCAGAUAAAAGCAUAAUCUCGGUGGUUAGAAUUGCUGAGGACGUGCUGGUGAGCAUUAAGGGGCUAAUAUUCCCUAUUGACUUCUACAUUUUGGAGAUGCCCCCUAAUGACUCAGGAAGACCAUCGUCCAUCCUGCUUGGAAGGCCAUUUCUGAAGACUUCAAAGUUUAAGUUGGAUGCCUUCUCAGGAACGUAUUCUUUUGAGAUAGAUGGCAGAGUAGCAAGUUUCAACCUUGAUGAGGCCAUGAAGCACCCACCAGAAGAUCAGUCCAUCUUCCAGUGCGAUAUUAUUGAUGAGAUUGUAGCUAAAGUUCUCACUAAGAGACAACAGAUAAAAUGA
Molecule: messenger RNA, 1020 nt
Organism: Arachis stenosperma
Lineage: Eukaryota; Viridiplantae; Streptophyta; Magnoliopsida; Fabales; Fabaceae
Exons: 2
Coding region: 1-1020 (339 amino acids)
Source: RefSeq, a predicted model, not a curated record